This is a messenger RNA of Arabis nemorensis, 1740 nucleotides long. The record is from the annotation of a GenBank genome assembly. NCBI's taxonomy places the organism in Eukaryota, Viridiplantae, Streptophyta, Magnoliopsida, Brassicales, Brassicaceae.
AUGUGGGCGAGGCACUCGAUAGCUAACAAGCUAAGAAUGGUGAAUGACAUGAUUCAAUCCAUUUCUGAGUCCAUGAAAAGUCUUGUAGGGAUUGAUGCAGCCAAGGGAAAGCUCAUUGGUUGGCUUAUGAGUCAAGAACCUCAACGGGUAGUUGUCUCCGUGGUUGGAAUGGGUGGUUCAGGGAAGACUACACUCUCAGCUAAUAUAUUUAAGUCCCGAAUCGUGCGUAAGCAUUUCGAGUCACAUGCUUGGACUACUAGUCUUUGGAGGGAGAUAAGUAUCGCUUUACCGGAUGGUAUUUGUGGGAGUCGUGUUAUGGUAACUACUCCGAGCAAUAAUGUAGCUUCUUUCUCAUAUGGAAUUGGAAGCCGAAAGGACGAGAUUGAGCUCUUAAAAGAAGAUGAAGCUUGGAUUCUUUUCUGCUACAAAGCGUUUUCGGGAAGUCUUGAGCAAUGCGGAAGGAGGAAUCUUGAGUUGAUAGCGCGGAGAUUACUCGAGAGAUCUUCAACGAUUUGGCUUAUCCGCUCUUUCUUGUAUUGUUCUCUUUUCCCUGUGAACUAUCAGAUGAAAAUAAAGAGGAUCGUUAGGAUGUGGAUGGCACAAAGGUUUGUUGAACCGAUCAGAGGAGUUAAAGCAGAGGAAGUGGCUGAUAGUUACCUCAAUGAACUUGUUUAUAGAAAUAUGCUACAAGUUAUCUUGUGGAAUCCUUUUGGACGACCCAAGGUGUUCAAGAUGCAUGAUGUGAUAAGGGAGAUUGCUAUAUCUGUAUCUAAAGCUGAGAGGUUUUGUGAUGUAUAUGAUAAUGACAAUGAUGAAGAUGAUGCGGAGACAACAGAGGCUUACGGUACUCGCCACUUAUGCAUUCAGAGGGAGAUGAGAUCAGGUACUACUGUACGUAAAACAAACCUUCACUCUCUUUUGGUUUGUUCUGCUGCUAAACAGAACAUUGAACUACCUCCAAGUCUGAACCUUUUGAGAGCUUUAGACCUCAAGACUCUGCUAUUAUUGAAGGAUUUGCAAGUCAUGGACUGCUUCAACGCAGAAGCUGAGCUAAUAAAAAAUCUCGGGAACAUGACUCAACUCACAAGAAUAAGUCUAGUCAUGGUUAGAAGAGAACAUGGAAGUGACUUAUGCAAGUCACUGAAUAAGAUUAAAAGACUCAGAUUCUUAUCUCUGACGUCCAUUAAUGAAGAGGAACCGUUAGAGAUUGGUGAAUUGGUAGCAACUACAAGCAUUGAGAAGCUCUUUCUUGCUGGAAAACUGGAAAGAGUACCAAACUGGUUCAACAAUCUUGAAAGCCUAACCUAUUUGGGUUUGUGCGGAUCUCGGUUGCAAGAAAACGCCAUUCGCUGUAUCCAAGCGCUUCCGAAAUUGGUAUGGCUUUCAUUUUACAAUGCAUACAUGGGACCUGUUUUGUGUUUUGCACAAGGGUUACAGAAUCUGAAGAUUCUAGAUAUAGUUCAGAUGAAACAUCUGACACAAGUUGUAAUAGAAGAUGGUGCAUUGUUUGAGCUUCAGAAACUCCAUGUCAGAGAUUGCAGAGGGUUAGAGUCGGUACCAAAAGGAAUUGAGAAUCUUGUAAACCUUCAAGAACUGCAUUUGAGUCAUGUUUCUGAUCAGCUAGUAGAACGGAUUCGCGGAGAAAGGAGUGUAGACCGGUCAAGGGUUAAACACAUUCCUACCAUUAAGCAUCAUUUCAGAAAUGAUGAUGGCUCUUUCUAUGUAAGCCUUUCAUCUUAA